CUGGAAACGCCCCUGGAAGACCGGAAAUUACGUACUUACAAGUCUCGCACCGGAAGCCGGGAUACGCUGCGCUUGUGUAAUAGAAAUAAACAAGACGGGUUUGGCUGCGCUUGGCAUUGGGACUAAAUCUUAUCGGUAAGCAUCCAGCAACCCUUGCCAUGGGGACGUCUAUAUCCCGGCUGACGAAGCAAGACAGUGAGAGUUGCGACAGCCUGACUGAAGCCUCGGAGUCGGCUAACUCUCACAGCGAGGGCAGCAAGGAUGGUGACGUGUCCCACUACCCCUACAUGGAGUUCACUGGCAGGGACAGUGUCACGUGUCCCACGUGUCAGGGCACGGGCAGGAUCCCGCGAGGACAAGAAAAUCAGCUUGUUGCAUUGAUUCCAUACAGCGACCAGAGACUCCGUCCACAGAGAACGAAGCUGUAUGUCACCGUGUCAGUGGUCGUGUGCCUGCUUCUGUCUGGGCUGGCCCUCUUCUUCCUGUUCCCUCGAUCCAUUGACGUGUCCUCCGUGGGGCUACAGUCUGCAUACGUCACCUACGACCAUAGUAAAAAAAUCGUCUAUCUCAAUAUCACGGACACCCUGAACAUCACCAAUAACAACUACUACUCCGUGGAGGUGGCCAACCUCACAGCGCAAGUUCAGUUCUCUAGGACAGUGAUCGGAAAGUCUCGCCUGAGCAACAUCACCUACGUGGGGCCCCUGGACAAGCAGCAGAUUUCUUUCACCGUUCCCACCAUCAUAGCAGAUGAAAUUAGCUACAUGUAUUAUUACUGCACCCUGCAGACCAUCAAAGUGCAUAACAUCGUGCUCGUAACGCAGGUGACCGUCACCACAUCCUACUUCAGCCAUACGGAACAGGUGUCCCAGGAGAUAUACCAGUAUGUGGACUGUGGUGGGAACAGCACCUCCACACGCCAGCACUCCACGGGGUCCAGUGGUGUGAUGGCCCAGCAGUAACAUCUCCGGUCCGGCCCUGUUAGACACUUCCUGCCACCCCGGUCCCCAAACGCCCCCCAGGCACAUAGGAGCAGUUUGAAGGGUCGUCCUGCUGAGCCGUUGCCCAGAGCGUCCUCCGCAUCCGACCUUCCUGCAUCUCUUCUGGCCUCCUGGUGACCUUAUUUUCGGACACGGCCCCGUUCCCACAGCAGUGCCGCCACGUAGGGAUGGAGCUGAUGGCAGGAUGUCAUCCGGCUGGUCUCUGGCUGUUUCUGCAGGAUUAGAGAUGGCUUUCAGAUGCAUUUAAAUUUCCAUUUAGGGCCAGUGUGUAGCUGCUUGUGCUGUUGUACAUGGUGUUUACAAUAUUUUGGUGGUUUGCAUAUUUGCACUUUGUCAGUAAAACCAACCAUAUAAAAAAGCUUCAAUAUCCAUGCAUUGUAUUGAUAUGAAUU
Messenger RNA from Brienomyrus brachyistius, 1393 nucleotides. RefSeq names its product transmembrane protein 106Bb (gene tmem106bb). The transcript is spliced from 8 exons. Bases 159 to 962 code for a protein of 267 amino acids. The record is from RefSeq and is a predicted model, not a curated record. NCBI's taxonomy places the organism in Eukaryota, Metazoa, Chordata, Actinopteri, Osteoglossiformes, Mormyridae.